Molecule: messenger RNA, 570 nt
Organism: Rattus rattus (black rat)
Lineage: Eukaryota; Metazoa; Chordata; Mammalia; Rodentia; Muridae
Product: interferon alpha-5-like
Exons: 1
Coding region: 1-570 (189 amino acids)
Biological process (GO): response to exogenous dsRNA; B cell differentiation; humoral immune response
Cellular component (GO): extracellular region
Molecular function (GO): cytokine activity; type I interferon receptor binding
Source: RefSeq, a predicted model, not a curated record
AUGGCUAGGCUCUGUGCUUUCUUGAUGGUCCUGGUGGUGAUGAGCUACUGGUCAACCUGCUCUCUAGGAUGUGACCUGCUUCAGCGACAAAACCUCAGGAACAAGAGAGCCUUAACAUUCCUGGCUCAAAUAAGGAGACUCUCCCCUGUCUCCUGCCUGAAAGACAGAAAGGACUUUGGAUUCCCCUUGGAGAAGGUGGUUACCCAGGAGAUUCAGAAGAUUCAAGCCAUCUCUAUUCUGCAUGAGCUGACCCAGCAGGUCCUGAACAUUUUCACAUCAAAGGACUCAUCUGCUUCUUGGGAUGCAACCCUCCUAGACUCAUUCUGCAAUAAUCUCCACCAGCAGCUCAGUGACCUCAAAGCCUGUUUGAUGCAGCAUGUGGGGGUGCAGGAACCUCCCUUGACCCAGGAAGACUCCCUGUUGCCUGUGCGGGAAUACUUCCACAGGAUCAUUGUCUACCUGAGAGAGAAGAAACACAGCCCCUGUGCCUGGGAGGUAGUAAGAGCAGAAGUCUGGAGAGCCCUGUCUUCCUCAGUCAAAUUUCUGGCAAGACAGAUUAAGGAAGAGUGA